GUGGGGGUGAUUUUUGUGUGAUUACUAUGCCUAUGAUGCGACUGAGACAGUGACAGUAACUGAUACCAUGAAAAACUAUGAAAAACACCAGAGGUCCGGCAGUCCUUUUGGGCGGUUUAAUCAAAAGUUGAAGUCGUGGCGGUGUCGCGUUUGGUUGGGGGAAAAAAACGGCAGCAGCGUCACCCUCUCGUGAACCCUUGUUCCGAUACCUCUUUGCAACUUGCGUGGCUUAAGUAAAGUACAAAGAACCUGGUCCAAAGAGAUGUCAAGGGACCAUGAGGAGAUGAACAUCAUUGCUAAACCACUGCGUUUCCACGCCAGGAGCUUGUUGUGAAGACAUGAUAAUUGUGCUAGGAAAGGAACUUCAGAACACAUCAAAAAACAUUGCCAAGUCAUUGCGUUUCCAUGCGGGGAGCUCGUAUUUGCAAGGACUAUCCAUGGGGGAACGCAAAUUUCUCCUACUAUGCCGUGACUUCUGCGGCUGAGUGUAUUGUUUCAGUGACCGGUUUGCAUCAAACUACGUCAGUCAUAUGUCCAUGUUCAUCAUCCAUUCUUGGUUGAUCGAAUAGCCUCAGGCAUCCUCGUAUAGGCCAUCAAUGAUAAAUUUGUCCUAACUGUGAUGUGGUAUUUGUCACUUGCCGGUCUGCUUGGUCAACUGCACGUGGCGCUUCAUCACCUAUUUUUCAGUGUGCUUUUGUUGGUGAAUCACGCAGUGUGCCCGCAGGGGUUGGAUCAAGUCAGGCCACACCUUAUAGCAUAAUUGCCAAUGAUGCAUUUUGCUAAAUUCUGCAGGGCCUUGGCGAGGGGCACUCGCCAAGUUAGAAAUUUUGCUGAUCAUCAUGGCGCUCCUAUGCCUGAUCAAUUGCGGGCCCACGCUUUACAAAAUGCAGUGCCCAUGGUUGGUUUUGGCAUUGUAGAUUGCGUGGUGAUGACCCAGGUAGGGUCAACAAUGGAUGCUGUCCUAGGGGCAACUCUUGGCAUUUCUUCCAUCACUGCAGCAGCCAUUGGGUUGUUUUGCAGUGACUCAUGUGGUGUCCUUUUCGGCGGCACCAUAGAAUCUUUUGCCGGGAAACUAGGCCUGCCUGCCGCUCAUUUGAAGGUUGAACAACUAGAUUUGCCAGUGACCAAAAAAUGGGGAACAAUGGGAAGGCUGUUUGGUGUGCAGCUUGGCGUUUUGCUUGGUAGCACAACAUUGCUGCUGAAAACAGAUGACGCAAAAUCGCAAGGCAAAACCGACGACGCAAUGCAUGGAGCUGAACCAACUUCGGGAGCGUCCUUCGAGACAUUGAUCAGCACAGAUACCCACAGGACUUCCGAUGUCGUGGUUUUCGCCAAUCCAGGUUGUCCCUCUGGCCGCGCAGUGGUCGACACACUAUUGAACCACCAGGCCAGCUUUGUGGUGGCACCGCUGGAGGGUCACCUUGCCGAAGUAAAGAAGGCCACUGGAGCAGCAGCAUCGCCCUCUAUUUGGGUUCAUGGCAGGUAUGUAGGCAACACCUUGCAUGGCAGUGCCGUUUCAGAUUUGUUUGCGAGCAAAGAGUGCUGAGCAGCUAAAAAAGGGAC
Messenger RNA from Durusdinium trenchii, 1563 nucleotides. NCBI's taxonomy places the organism in Eukaryota, Dinophyceae, Suessiales, Symbiodiniaceae. The record is from the annotation of a GenBank genome assembly.